This is a messenger RNA of Lithohypha guttulata, 687 nucleotides long. RefSeq names its product 39S ribosomal protein L16, mitochondrial (gene mrpl16). The transcript has 2 exons. The record is from RefSeq and is a predicted model, not a curated record. NCBI's taxonomy places the organism in Eukaryota, Fungi, Ascomycota, Eurotiomycetes, Chaetothyriales, Trichomeriaceae. Gene Ontology annotation, cellular component: ribosome; mitochondrial large ribosomal subunit. Gene Ontology annotation, molecular function: rRNA binding; structural constituent of ribosome. Gene Ontology annotation, biological process: mitochondrial translation. The coding region runs from base 1 to 687 and encodes 228 amino acids.
AUGCCAGGAGCUUCACUGCGGUCGCUCGCAUGGCCAUCAAGCUCGCAGCGCACCUUCUCAACGACAUCCGUAUCGCAAAACUGGUUACGUCCCAACAGACCUGAAAAGAGCAAAUCCCGAGUCGGACGACCAAGGAUCCAGACCGGCGGCAGUAUGCGCGGCACAACUGUUUGCUGGGGUGACUACGGACUACGUAUGAAGGACCACGAUCGCCGAAUAUCAUCCAAACAGUUACAGCUCGGCUACGAUACGAUCAUGCGCAAAUUGAGAGGCUCGGGGCACUUCAAGCUGUACACGAGAGUAUCUGCGAAUAUUGGUGUGUACACGAAGGGAAACGAGCAGCGUAUGGGUAAGGGUAAAGGCAAAUUCGACUACUGGGCAGCUAGAGUUCCAGUGUCAAGAAUAAUCUUCGAAUUGAGUGGAAACGUGCACGAGAAAGUGGUGCGAGAGGCAUUUCGACUCGCUGGGGACAAGCUGCCAGGGCAGUGGGAGACGGUGAAGAAGGGUGAUCCGCCGGUAGUAGGAGUGACGAAGUUGAAUGCGGAGAAGGGCAUAACCUUUGAAUCUCUGAAGAGAGCGAGGAAGGAUGUUGAGCCGAUGAGCAAAGAUGCUAGCGAUGAUGCAAUGGUCAUAAGUACAAUCGAAGGCCCACCAAAGACAGUGAGCACAGAUACGGAAACUGUAUAG